AGCACUCCUCUCUCACACUCUCCUCUGAAAAUAACUAUGACUCGCAAUGUACCGAAACCCACAGUCGAGGCCAGCGGGCACAAAGAUGAGGAGAAGCAAUCGCCCGAAGACAGUGCUAUGAAGAAUGGCAUCUUUCAAGAAAACAACACACAGCCGCCCAAGGAAGAGAGCGUACUGCCACUCUUCAGCCUCAAGCACAAGACUGCCAUAGUGUCCGGAGCCGGUGCUGGCAUCGGCUACGCUGUUGCACAAGCGUACGCUGAAGCUGGAGCGAAUGUUGCUAUUUGGUACCACGGCAACAAAGAAGCCAUCACCAAAGCCGCCGCAAUCGAAAAGCAAUACGGCGUAAAGUGCCGCGCGUACCAAACCGACGUAACAUCCUUCGACUCGAUCAACGACACCAUCACCUCCAUCGUCAAAGACUUCAACGGCCGACUAGACAUCUUCGUCGCCAACGCCGGAGUUCCCUGGACGCAAGGCCGGAUGAUCGAUGGCGAGCGCUCGCACUACCAACGUGUCGUUACGACCGAUUUGGACUCGGUCUUCUACUGCGCACAAGCUGCUGGUGCGGUUUUCAGGCGGCAGUACACGGACGGUGGUCUUUCGACGACGGGCGAGAAGCUGCAGAAUUAUGCUGGCGGUUCGUUCAUUGCCACGGCUUCCAUGUCCGGGCAUAUUGCGAACAUCCCGAACCAUCAGUCGGCGUACAAUGCUGCAAAGGCGGGUGUCAUCCACUUAUGCAAGUCGUUGUCGGUCGAGUGGGUCAAGUUCGCGAGGGUGAACUCUGUGUCGCCUGGGUAUAUGGCGACCGAGAUUUCUGAUUUUGUGCCCAUCGAGACGAAGAAAAUUUGGAGGGGAAAGAUUCCGAUGGGAAGGGAAGGCCAGCCAGCGGAGCUGAAGGGGGUGUACUUAUUCUUGGCGAGUGCUGCGAGCAGCUAUAUGACCGGCAGUGACAUGGUGAUUGAUGGCGGAUAUUGUGCUGUUUGA
Molecule: messenger RNA, 987 nt
Organism: Zymoseptoria tritici IPO323
Lineage: Eukaryota; Fungi; Ascomycota; Dothideomycetes; Mycosphaerellales; Mycosphaerellaceae
Exons: 4
Coding region: 37-987 (316 amino acids)
Cellular component (GO): intracellular anatomical structure
Molecular function (GO): oxidoreductase activity, acting on NAD(P)H, oxygen as acceptor
Source: RefSeq, a predicted model, not a curated record